This is a messenger RNA of Priapulus caudatus, 604 nucleotides long. Its product is annotated as ubiquitin-conjugating enzyme E2-17 kDa. Gene Ontology annotation, molecular function: ubiquitin conjugating enzyme activity. Gene Ontology annotation, cellular component: nucleus. Bases 103 to 546 code for a protein of 147 amino acids. The record is from RefSeq and is a predicted model, not a curated record. NCBI's taxonomy places the organism in Eukaryota, Metazoa, Priapulida, Priapulimorpha, Priapulimorphida, Priapulidae. The transcript has 6 exons. Gene Ontology annotation, biological process: protein polyubiquitination; ubiquitin-dependent protein catabolic process.
AUUUCCGACCGCGUCACUACCAGACGGAUCAUCAAGUACACACUUUUAGUAGAAACAGUUUUAGAAUUUCUGGGGGUUGUGCUUGUUUUUUUGGACACCAAAAUGGCUCUAAAAAGAAUUAACAAGGAACUUCAAGACUUGGGUAGAGAUCCUCCAGCACAAUGUUCGGCUGGACCAGUAGGGGACGAUUUGUUUCACUGGCAAGCUACUAUCAUGGGUCCGCCGGAAAGCCCGUUUGAAGGAGGAGUGUUUUACCUAACCAUACAUUUUCCUACAGAUUAUCCUUUUAAACCACCAAAGGUGGCCUUUACGACUCGCAUAUAUCACCCAAACAUAAACAGCAAUGGUAGCAUAUGCCUUGACAUAUUACGGUCACAAUGGUCACCUGCACUAACUAUAUCAAAAGUGUUGCUGUCCAUUUGCUCACUGAUGUGUGAUCCAAACCCCGAUGAUCCACUAGUGCCAGAGAUAGCCAGAAUCUACAAGACAGAUAAGCAGCGUUACAACGAGCUUGCUAAAGAGUGGACAAGGAAGUAUGCAAUGUGAUCUCAAGGCUUUACCACGACUAUGCUAGCUUAUCUUUAAAUUUGUCUAAAGUAAACUC